GCAUAUAAAAAUUAAAGGAAGUUUACAAAAGUGAAAAAACUUGAAGGAAAUUUCCUUUUAUUUGCUUCGCGGACAAGCUAGCUAAAACAGUAAUCUUUCUCUUUGUUAUCAUUUUGUUUUUCUUCACCUCUUCUCGAAAUAGAAAUAAAGGGCGAAAAUCUUUACUUCUUCUUUCUGUCUUGAGAAAACUAAUUUUACUGUUUCGAUCUGUGAUAAGUCUGUUUUGGGGAAAAUGGCUUCUGGAUCAUCGGGUCGGGCCAACUUGGGUGGUUCCAAAGGGUUCGAUUUCGGGUCCGAUGAUAUUCUUUGCUCGUAUGAGGACUAUGGGAUCCAGGAAUCGUCUAAUGGUAGCCACGCCGAAUCCGUAAUCGGUACCAACAGCUCCACCAAGGAUUUUCACAAAGGCAGAGGGGCACGAUCGAUAUUUCCACCUAAUGCAUACAGCCAGCCAGAAGAUUCUUUGGCUGAUGUGACUGCUACUGUUGAAAAAACCAUGAAAAAAUAUGCAGACAACCUCAUGCGCUUUCUUGAGGGAAUAAGUUCAAGAUUGUCACAGUUGGAGUUAUAUUGCUACAAUCUCGAUAAAUCGAUCGGAGAAAUGCGAUCUGAUUUAGUUCGUGAUCAUGGAGAUGCAGAUUCAAAGCUUAAAUCUAUUGAGAAACAUCUCCAAGAGGUCCACAGGUCUGUGCAGAUCCUCAGAGAUAAGCAGGAGUUAGCUGAUACUCAGAAGCAGUUGGCUAAAUUACAACUUGUGCAGAAGGAGUCUUCUUCCAGUCAUUCACAAUCCACUGAGGAGAGGGCAUCACCACCUGCCUCUGAUUCUAAAAGGACUGAUCACAUAUCUGAGAUGCGAAACCAGCAAUUAGCUCUGGCUCUGCCUCAUCAAGUAGCACCACCACAAAACCCGGUGGUGCCACACUCUCAAGCCCCACCUCAGAAUUUGACCCAACAAACCUACUACAUACCUUCAAACCAAUUAUCCAACGCCCAAGCUGCAGCCCCUAACCAACCUCCACUUCCAGCACAAGCCCCAGCACCAGCACCAACCCAACACCCUCAGAGUCAAUAUAUACCUUCUGAUCCUCAAUACCGAACUCCUCAGAUACAAGACAUCUCUAGGAUGUUACCACAGCCUACACAGUCCCAAGUAAAUCAGGUACCACCUGUCCAAUCAUUCCCUCAGUAUCAACAGCAAUGGUCACAACAAUUGCCACAGCAAGUAUUGCCGCAGCAGCAGUCCUCCAUGCAACCACAGAUGAGGCCCCCAUCAACACCAGCUUACCCACCUUACCCUCCUUCUCAAUCAACAAACCCAUCUCCGCCAGAGGCAUUACCAAACAGCAUGCCUAUGCAAGUUCCAUAUUCUUCUGGAGUUCCUCAACCUGUGUCUAGCCGUGCUGAUACCAUUCCUUAUGGAUAUGGAGUGCCUGGCAGAAAGGGCACUUUUGGUGCACAACCAGCUGAUGUGUACAUGUCUACUGGCUCCCACCCUCCCCUUCCUCCAGGAAGUGCAUAUAUGAUGUAUGGUAGUGAAGGUGGUAGAACGCAUCACCCACCCCAACAGCCUCACUUCUCACAGGGUGGGUAUCCCCAAGCAAAUGUCUCUAUUCAGACGCAACCUGGCACUGGCCCCAAUGUUAUGAUUAGGAACACCAGCCAUUCACAGUUAAUUCGCAACCCUCCCUACAAUGAUUUGAUUGAAAAUUUGGUGAGCAUGGGUUUCAGGAGUGAUCAUGUUGCCAGUGUGAUUCAGAGGAUGGAGGAGAGUGGCCUGCCGGUGGAUCAUAAUGCUGUGCUUGAUAGGUUGAAUGUGCAUUCCUCUGGAGGUUCUCAAAGAGGAGGAUGGUAAAGGCCAUUGCAUACCUGAAUCGACCUUGAAUAUUGUUUGAAUAAAGGGUCGUUUUUCUCCUUGUAUAUCCUGGGAGGAAUAUGAGUAUUUGUAUGUUACCUCCUAAUGCAACUUCUGGUGGAAAGUGUUACGUUGUUUGGGUUAAUUGCAGUAUAUUACUCUGCCCUUUUA
Messenger RNA from Durio zibethinus, 2020 nucleotides. RefSeq lists its product as uncharacterized. The record is from RefSeq and is a predicted model, not a curated record. Lineage: Eukaryota; Viridiplantae; Streptophyta; Magnoliopsida; Malvales; Malvaceae.